This is a messenger RNA of Phyllopteryx taeniolatus (common seadragon), 2470 nucleotides long. RefSeq lists its product as uncharacterized. Lineage: Eukaryota; Metazoa; Chordata; Actinopteri; Syngnathiformes; Syngnathidae. Gene Ontology annotation, biological process: proteolysis. The record is from RefSeq and is a predicted model, not a curated record. The transcript has 28 exons. Gene Ontology annotation, molecular function: carbohydrate binding; cysteine-type endopeptidase activity. The coding region runs from base 76 to 2385 and encodes 769 amino acids.
GGAUGUCUUGCAGUCAUUAUAAAAAGCGAAGAUCCUCUGAACAUCUCCAGUGCCACAGACCGAAUUGUGUGAAACAUGCCGACCUGCUUCAGACACAGCGCAGCAUUGUUGCUGACAGCAACAUGUUUCAUCCUGACAGCAGUUGUUCAUUCUCAAGAGCGAAUGACCACCUGUGAUACGGACCCUUUGAAGGUCCAUCGCCUGACCUGUGAAGAGGGAGUGAUCAACGUGGACGAGGCUUUGUACGGUCGCUCCGACUCGAUGGUCUGCACUGAGGGAAGACCUCCGCAGGAGCUGGCUAACACGCAAUGUGCUCAGGAAGGCACCUUGAGUAGGAUCUCGGCAAGAUGCAAUGGCAAAAAAUCAUGUGAGAUGAACAUGGCGAUGUUCCACAAUUCUGAUCCCUGUGAUGGCACCUUCAAAUAUUUGGCGACCAAUUUCACCUGCACGCCUACACUGAUUCUGAUAGCGUGUGAAUUCUCCUUGGCAGAAUUGUUUUGUGGUCCACAACUAGUUCUUCUCAUCCACGGUGCUGACUACGGACGCCGCGACCGGACCACAUGCAUAUUCGGAAGGCCUCAGGAGCAGAUAGAAAAUACAGAAUGCCUGCUCCCAAGUGACAUUGUGGCCAACACGUGCAAUGGGAAAAACAAGUGUACGAUCCCAGCCACCAGCGAUGUGUUUGGAAACCCCUGUAGAGGGACCUACAAGUACUUGGAGGUUGCCUACACAUGUGAAUCCAGCUCCUGCGGAGGUCUUCCCUCAGAGCAGACCAUCGAGUCGGAGCGACCGUACAAAGCCUCGUCCACGCUGAUCACUCCCUCGUCUGGGAGCUACGUGUCCUGGAGGAACACUAAGUCAGGCUCCUGGUACAUGGAGACGCUGGACCGCAUCCUCGAGGAAAAUGCUGCCACUGAUGAUUUGGUCACAAUGUUAAUGAUGGUGACCUUCUCCUCACAGUGCAGGAACAUGCCGACCUGCUUCAGACUCAGCGCAGCAUUGUUGCUGACAGCAACAUGUUUCAUCCUGACAGCAGUUGUUUAUUCUCAAGAGCGAGCGACCACCUGUGAUUCGGACCCUUUGAACGUCCAUCGCCUGACCUGUGACGUGGGAGUGAUCAGCGUGGACGAGGCUUUGUACGGUCGCUCCGACUCGAUGGUCUGCUCUGAGGGAAGACCUGCGCAGGAGCUGGCUAACACGCAAUGCAGUCAGGAAGGCACCUUGAGUAGGAUCUCGACAAGAUGCAAUGGCAAAAAAUCAUGUGAGAUGAACAUGGCGAUGUUCCACAAUUCUGAUCCCUGUGAUGGCACCUUCAAAUAUUUGGCGACCAAUUUCACCUGCAAUGAUAUACUGAUUCUGAUAGCGUGUGAAUUCUCCUUGGCAGAAUUGUAUUGUGAUCCAGGAUACGCUAUCGUCGUCUCCGGUGCUGACUACGGACGCCGCGACCAGACCACAUGCAUAUUCGGAAGGCCUCAGGCCCAGAUAGAAAAUACAGAUUGCCGGCGCCCAAAUGAAUAUGUGGCCAAAAUGUGCAAUGGGAAAAACAACUGUACGAUCCCAGCCACCAACAGUGUGUUUGGAGACCCCUGUAGAGGGACUUACAAGUACUUGGAGGUUGCCUACGCAUGUCAAUCCAUAUCCAAUAUGGCAGACUCGCUGACGUACGCUGCAAUGGGCCCAACCGCUCCAGGUCAGUGCUACCGACCGCAUCGUCUAAACAUGUUCUCCUGCUUUACACUUCGCUCAGCGCUGCUGCUGGCAGCAACUUGUUUGCUCCUCACAGCAGUUGUUGAUUCUGCAGAGCAAGUGACCACCUGUGAUUGGUACCCUUUGAGCAUCCAUCGCCUAUACUGUGAACAUGGAGUGAUCAGCGUGGACCAAGCUUUGUAUGGUCGCACAAGCGCUCUGCUCUGUGCUGACGGCAACCCUCCGCAGCACCUGGCUAACUUGCAGUGUGCUCGCCAAGGCACCGUGGACAACCUUAAGACAAAUUGCAAUGGAAAGACAUCGUGUGAAUUGAUCAUGGAGGAUUUCCGCACUCCUGAUCCCUGCGCUGGCACUGUGAAAUAUUUGCAGACAAACUUCACCUGCUUGCCUGCAAUUACUGUGGUGGCGUGUGAGUCGUCAGAGGCACAUUUGUAUUGUGAAUUAGGACGUACUAUUUUGGUCUACGGUGCUGAUUACGGACGCCGUGACCGGACCACGUGCACAUACAGACGGCCCCUGAGCCAGAUAGAAAAUACAGAAUGCCUGCACCCAACUGACAUUGUCUCCAGAAGGUGCAAUGGGAAAACCAGCUGCAAGAUAACAGCCAGCAACGCAGUAUUUGGAGACCCCUGUGAAGGCACCUACAAGUACUUGGAGGUUGCUUACACAUGUACAUAGCCUGGGAAUAAGCCCUCCAAAAGUGGAGUCCUGUCAUCGUAAUUUGAGUUGUUUCAAUAAACUGAUCAUUAAAUGUCAAACAUCA